GGGCCAUCGAUGGUUGUGGCUGAAUAGUUGAAAGUUGUAACUAGCGAGUUUCCGAAAAGUACUUAGCUAUUAUCUUUCGUCUGCAAUCCUGGUUCUAUCGUUAUUAUUAAGGUACAAGGUACAAGCUUCAUUUUCCUUGUUUUCGUGCGUUUUGUGAAAAAUGGAUCCACCGGGAAUUCUGUAUAGCAAGCUCAAGGCUGCAGACCCGUUCUUCCUGCUAGCGGGUCCAAAUGUGAUUGAAUCAGAGGAGCACAUUAUGCGGAUGGCUAAGCACAUAAAGAGUAUUUCAUCUAAGUAUGUAGUUGGAAUACCAUUGGUUUUCAAGUCAAGCUUUGACAAAGCUAACCGAACAUCGUCAAAAUCAUUCCGUGGCCCGGGGAUGGUUGAGGGACUGAAGAUACUUGAGAAGGUUAAAAUAGCCUAUGACAUCCCUAUAGUGACCGACGUGCAUGAGACCAUCCAGUGUGAACCAGUUGGCAGAGUUGCAGAUAUCAUUCAGAUUCCAGCAUUCUUGUGUCGCCAAACAGAUCUUCUAGUUGCAGCAGCCAAAACUGGGAGAAUUGUCAACAUCAAGAAGGGCCAGUUCUGUGCUCCUUCUGUCAUGGCAAAUUCAGCUGAAAAGGUUCGGUUGGCUGGAAAUCCUAAUGUGAUGGUUUGUGAGAGAGGAACUAUGUUUGGCUACAAUGAUUUGAUUGUUGAUCCACGUAACCUGGAGUGGAUGAGAGAAGCCAAUUGUCCUGUUGUAGCUGACAUAACUCACUCACUACAACAGCCUGCUGGAAAGAAGUUGGAUGGGGGAGGUGUAGCAAGUGGAGGUCUUCGAGAACUAAUACCUUGCAUUGCAAGGACAGCAGUUGCUGUCGGAGUGGAUGGGAUCUUCAUGGAGGUGCAUGAUGAUCCACUCAGUGCACCCGUUGAUGGUCCGACACAGUGGCCUCUGCACCACUUGGAGGAGCUACUUGAAGAGCUUGUAGCUAUUUCUAGGGUAAGCAAAGGGAAGCAACGAUUCAACAUUGAUCUCACACCAUUUCGUGAAUAAAAAGAAGGGUGAUGGUUUUCAGUUUAUUCUGGAUAUAAUUUCCUAAGCAUUGGUCUUCUAAGAUUGUUCAAGGUUGAGUGCACAACUGUCUUCAUUUCCUAGCACAAGUUCAAGUGCCUUUAUAAGGAUGGUUUAUCCUAAAGACAUUUUUCAAUGAUGCAUGUUUGUUUCUCCAUAGAAGUAACACUACCAACCGAUGUUUGUCACAGAUCCUGUGUAGCCUUAAUCAUGUCGGUUACUAAAGUUGAGGCAAUUGAUUAAAUAUCAAACUAUAG
Messenger RNA from Gastrolobium bilobum, 1314 nucleotides. RefSeq names its product 2-dehydro-3-deoxyphosphooctonate aldolase. Gene Ontology annotation, biological process: monosaccharide biosynthetic process. Bases 161 to 1039 code for a protein of 292 amino acids. Gene Ontology annotation, cellular component: cytoplasm; cytosol. The transcript is spliced from 16 exons. The record is from RefSeq and is a predicted model, not a curated record. NCBI's taxonomy places the organism in Eukaryota, Viridiplantae, Streptophyta, Magnoliopsida, Fabales, Fabaceae. Gene Ontology annotation, molecular function: 3-deoxy-8-phosphooctulonate synthase activity.